Arabis nemorensis is the source of this 7308-nucleotide messenger RNA. NCBI's taxonomy places the organism in Eukaryota, Viridiplantae, Streptophyta, Magnoliopsida, Brassicales, Brassicaceae. The record is from the annotation of a GenBank genome assembly.
AUGAAGCAUAUUUUCAAGAAGCUACACAGAGGUGGGAAUCAAGAGCAGAAUCGGACCAACGAUGCUGUUCCGUCAUCGGAUCAGAAUCGGGUUUCCGUUGCUGCGAAUCCUCAAGCAACUCCUUCUUCGGUCUCGGAGACGAUUCCGGUGAGCGGAGCCACUUCUUCGUCGGUGACUUCUCCUGCCCCAACUUCUGCUGCGAACCGGUCGGAUUACAUAUCUUCCGAGGAGGAAUAUCAAGUACAGUUAGCCCUAGCGAUCAGUGCGUCGAAUUCGCAGUCUAGUGAGGAUCCGGAGAAGCAUCAGAUCCGAGCGGCGACGUUGCUGAGUUUAGGAAGCAAUCAUCGGAUGGAGUCAAGGAGGGAUUCAUCGGAAGUGGUGGCUGAGAGGUUAUCGAGACAGUACUGGGAAUAUGGCGUGCUUGACUAUGAGGAGAAAAUUGUCGAUAGCUUCUAUGACGUGUACAGUCUAUCGACUGACUCGGCGAAGCAGAAAGAAAUGCCAUCGCUGGAGGAUCUUGAAAGCAACCAUGGAACCCCUGGCUUUGAAGCUGUAGUUGUAAAUCGACCCAUUGAUCCUUCCCUCGAUGAGUUGCUACAGAUUGCACAAUGCAUUGCACUGGAUUGUCCUACUACCAGUGUUAAUGUGUUGGUACAGAGGCUGGCUGAACUUGUCACUGGGCAUAUGGGUGGAUCUGCGGAAGAUUCCAGUAUAGUAUUGGCAAGGUGGACUGAAAAAAGCAGUGAGUUCAAGGCAGCACUAAAUACUUGUGUAUUCCCUCUUGGAUUUGUAAAUGUUGGUCUUUCCAGGCAUCGUGCUCUGCUUUUCAAGGUUUUGGCAGAUAGUGUGAGGUUACCUUGUAGGUUGGUAAAAGGUAGCCACUACACGGGAAACGAGGAUGAUGCUGUGAACACAAUAAGACUGGAAGAUGAAAGAGAGUACUUGGUAGAUCUUAUGACAGACCCUGGGACGCUUAUACCUGCUGAUAUUGCAAUUGAGCCAUUCAACUCACAUGGAAACAAAUUUCCCACAGCUCAGUUGUCGAAAGACUUCAGACACUCAGCGCCACAGCUGUCAGAAGGUGAAGGCAGUAGUCAGAGUCCUAUGGCUGACAAUACUUCUUCUUUGGAUAGAAGGUCAGAGGCNGAAAAGGCAGAUUCCUCAAGCAUAACUAAUUCCAGUCAGUUGGAAAAUAUUUCCUUGGCAGCAAUUGCAAAGGGGAAUCGAGGAGCCAUGAAUGAUAGUCCAAGAACGAACAUGAAUAUAGUUCCCUACAAUCAGAACAGUGACGAAGACCCAAAAAACCUUUUCGCAGAUCUUAACCCAUUUCAAAAUAAGGGAACUGACAAGCUGUAUAUGCCCACUAAAUCAGGUUUGAAUAAUGUUGAUGAUUUUCAUCAACAAAAAAAUAAUCCUCUGGUUGGUAGAUCACCUGCACCAAUGAUGUGGAAGAACUACAGUUGCAAUGAAGCCCCGAAGAGAAAAGAGAAUAAUUAUAUGGAAAAUCUUCUCCCGAAACUCCACCGAGAACCUCGUUAUGGAAUUAAUAAUUCGUCAUAUGCUACCUCAAGCUCCAAUGGAGCUGUUUUGUCAAAUGUGCCUGGCAGAGACAAUGUGACUUUUGUGUCACCGGCUGCUGCGUCAUCAUCCUUCACUUCCACUGGAGAUCAGUUCACACCAAGUCUGGUGGAGGAUAUGAACAGAAACACUAACAAUGAACUAGAUAUCCAGUCUAAUGCUGUGGUACAUGGACACCAAAAAGAUGAAUCUCACGUUCAUGAUCGUAGAAAGUACACAAGUGAUGACAUAUCUACUGGGUCUGAUCCGAGGCUCAAGGAUCAAGAAAGUACAAGUUCAUCUCUUGAUUCUACAUCCUACCGGAAUGAUCCUCAAAUUCUUGAUGAUGCAGAUGUUGGUGAUUGUGAGAUCCCUUGGAAGGAUCUUGUGAUUGGGGAGAGAAUAGGAUUAGGGUCCUAUGGGGAGGUCUAUCAUGCUGACUGGAAUUGCACGGAAGUUGCUGUCAAGAAAUUCUUGGACCAAGACUUCUCAGGAGCUGCUUUGGCCGAGUUCAGAAGAGAAGUACGCAUUAUGCGAAGAUUGCGUCAUCCAAAUGUUGUUUUCUUCCUUGGGGCUGUUACUCGUCCUCCGAACCUUUCCAUUGUCACAGAGUUUCUGCCAAGAGGAAGCUUGUAUCGCAUCCUCCAUCGGCCCAAAUCUCAGAUUGAUGAGCGGCGUCGGAUUAAAAUGGCCCUUGAUGUGGCAAUGGGGAUGAAUUGCUUACACACCAGCACACCGACAAUUGUUCAUCGUGAUUUAAAAACACCAAAUCUUCUGGUUGAUAACAAUUGGAAUGUCAAGGUCGGUGAUUUUGGGUUGUCUCGUUUAAAGCACAAUACUUUUUUAUCAUCAAAAUCAACUGCUGGAACGCCCGAAUGGAUGGCUCCAGAAGUUUUACGCAAUGAGCCCUCAAAUGAAAAGUGUGAUGUUUACAGUUUUGGGGUAAUUCUUUGGGAACUUGCGACAUUGAGAUUGCCAUGGCGAGGAAUGAACCCGAUGCAAGUAGUUGGAGCAGUUGGUUUCCAGAAUCGGCGGCUUGAGAUCCCAAAGGAACUUGAUCCUGUGGUGGGAAGGAUCAUCUUGGAAUGUUGGCAAACGGAUCCGAAUCUGCGCCCGUCCUUUGCUCAGUUGACGGAAGUGCUGAAGCCUUUGAACCGGCUCGGAACUCCAGUAAAUAUCAUUGUUGGUUCUCAUGUUUGGGUUGAAGACUCAGACGUGGCUUGGAUUGAUGGUGAGGUUGAAAAAAUCAAUGGAGAAGAAGUUGUGAUCCAAGCCAGAGUUGGGAAAAAGGUCACUGCAAAGUUGUCAAAGAUAUACCCAAAGGAUGUAGAAGCUCCUGCAGGUGGUGUUGAUGACAUGACAAAGCUGUCUUACUUGCAUGAACCUGGUGUUCUUCAGAACUUAAAGAUCAGAUAUGAACUCAAUGAGAUCUAUACAUACACCGGAAACAUCCUUAUCGCAAUUAAUCCCUUUCAACGAUUGCCUCACAUCUACGAUGCCCAUAUGAUGCAACAAUACAAAGGAGCACCAUUUGGAGAACUAAGUCCUCAUGUUUUUGCAGUUGCUGAUGUUGCAUACAGGGCCAUGAUUAAUGAAGGAAAAAGCAAUUCUAUUCUUGUAAGUGGAGAGAGUGGAGCAGGAAAAACUGAAACCACUAAGAUGCUUAUGAGAUACCUUGCGUAUUUGGGAGGUCGUGCAGUUACAGAAGGACGCACUGUUGAACAACAAGUUCUUGAAUCUAAUCCUGUCCUUGAAGCCUUCGGUAAUGCAAAAACUGUGAGGAAUAACAACUCAAGUCGAUUUGGUAAGUUUGUGGAAAUCCAAUUUGAUAAGCAAGGAAGAAUAUCUGGAGCUGCAAUAAGGACAUAUCUUCUAGAGAGGUCUCGCGUGUGUCAAAUCUCUGAUCCUGAGCGCAAUUACCACUGCUUCUAUCUUCUUUGUGCCGCACCGCAAGAGGAAACUGAAAAGUACAAGCUUGGUCAUCCAAAGACCUUUCAUUAUCUCAACCAGUCCAAGUGUUAUGAGCUUGUUGGUAUAAGUGAUGCUCAUGACUAUCUUGCAACAAGGAGAGCUAUGGAUAUUGUUGGAAUUAGCGAAAAGGAACAGGAAGCAAUAUUCAGGGUGGUUGCUGCAAUUCUUCAUAUUGGAAACAUUGAAUUUACUAAGGGAAAGGAAGUGGAUUCAUCAGUUCCCAAGGAUGAUAAGGCGAAAUUUCAUCUUAACACAGCAGCGGAACUUCUCAUGUGUGAUUUAAAGGCACUUGAAGAUGCGUUAUGUAAACGUGUUAUGGUCACACCGGAGGAAGUUAUUAAGAGAAGUCUCGAUCCACAGAGUGCUGUUACCAGCAGGGAUGGUCUCGCCAAGACGGUCUAUUCUCGAUUGUUCGAUUGGUUGGUAAACAAGAUUAAUAACUCCAUUGGACAAGAUGCCAAUUCUAAAUCUCUCAUUGGAGUUCUGGACAUUUACGGAUUUGAGAGCUUCAAAACUAACAGUUUCGAACAGUUCUGCAUUAAUUUCACUAAUGAGAAGUUGCAGCAACAUUUUAACCAGCACGUUUUCAAGAUGGAACAGGAAGAGUACACAAAAGAAGCAAUAGAUUGGAGUUACAUUGAAUUUGUGGACAAUCAAGAUGUUCUUGAUCUUAUAGAAAAGAAACCUGGUGGGAUUGUUGCUCUCCUAGAUGAAGCUUGUAUGUUCCCAAAAUCAACCCACGAAACAUUUGCAAACAAGCUAUAUCAGACUUUUAAGACACACAAGAGAUUCAUCAAACCAAAACUAUCUCGGACAGAUUUCGCGGUUGCCCAUUAUGCUGGAGAAGUUCUAUAUCAGUCUGAUCUGUUUCUGGACAAAAACAAGGAUUAUGUGAUCCCUGAACACCAAGAUUUGUUGGGAGCUUCCAAAUGUCCUUUUGUCGUGGGUCUUUUCCCUCCACUUCCUGAAGAAACAUCUAAAUCUUCGAAGUUUUCAUCCAUUGGCUCUCGUUUUAAGCUGCAACUCCAGCAACUGAUGGAAACAUUAAAUUCUACAGAGCCUCAUUACAUCAGAUGUGUGAAGCCUAACAAUCUUUUAAAGCCUGCCGUAUUUGAGAAUGUGAACAUCAUGCAGCAACUUCGAUGCGGUGGUGUUUUAGAGGCGAUCAGAAUUAGUUGUGCAGGGUAUCCAACUCGUAAACCAUUCUUUGAGUUCAUAAACCGGUUUGGACUUCUAUCACCUGAGUCUUUAGAAGGGAACUACGAUGAGAAAGUCGCAUGUAAAAAGAUCUUGGACAACAUGGGACUCAAAGGAUACCAGAUUGGUAAAACAAAGGUCUUCUUGAGGGCUGGUCAGAUGGCUGAACUCGAUGCUAGAAGAGCUGAAGUUCUUAGUAGUGCUGCCAAAAAGAUACAGAGACGAAUACGAACCCAUCAAGCUCAGAAACGGUUUAUUGUUCUGAGAAAGGCUACAAUAUCUCUUCAAGCUCUAUGUAGAGGGAGACUUUCCUGCAAACUCUUCGAAAAUUUGAGACGAGAAGCUGCUGCUGUGAAGAUUCAGAAGAAUGGUCGGAGAUAUUACUCUAGAAAAACUUACAAAAAGCUCCAUGUAGCUGCGCUUGCUGUACAGACUGGUCUAAGAGCAAUGUCUGCCCGUAAACAAUUCAGAUUCAGGAAGCAAACAAAGGCUGCAACAGUUGUUCAGGCUCAGUGGCGUUGUCACAGAGCAACCUCCUACUACAAAAAGCUUAAAAAUGGAGUGAUCAUAUCUCAGACACGAUGGAGAGGCAAACUUGCUAGGAGAGAACUUAGGAAACUCAAAAUGGCUUCAAGGGAAACAGGAGCACUUAAAGAGGCAAAGGAUAUGCUUGAAAAGAAAGUGGAGGAACUCACAUACCGUGUCCAGUUGGAGAAACGUCUGAGGGGUGAUUUAGAAGAAGCAAAGACUCAAGAGAUAGCGAAACUUCAGAGUUCCAUGGAGGAAAUGCGGAAGAAAGUCGAAGAAACAAAUGCGUUGCUUGUGAAGGAACGUGAAGCUGCUAAGAAAGCCGCUGAAGAAGCUCCUCCUGUUAUUAAAGAAACACAAGUUUUAGUUGAAGAUACCAAGAAAAUUGAAUCGAUGACGGAGGAAUUGGAGAGUGUAAAGGCUACUCUAGAAAACGAGAAACAAAAAGCUGAUGAUGCAGUGAAGAAAUUUGAAGAAGCUCAAGAGUCUCUUGAAGAAAGAAGGAAAAAAUUGGAAGAGACAGAGAAGAAAGGUCAGCAACUCCAAGAAUCCCUCACAAGGAUGGAGGAAAAAUGCACCAACUUGGAAUCAGAGAACAAAGUCUUACGGCAACAGGCUGUGUCUAUGGCACCGAAUAAAUUUCUCUCUGGCCGCUCAAGGUCCAUCUUACAGAGAGGUUCAGAGAGUGGUCAUCUGGCUGUGGAUGCAAGGUCAAGCUUGGAUCUGCAUAGCCAUUCGAUGAACCAUAGGGAUCCCUCGGAAGUGGAGGAUAAACCACAGAAAUCAUUAAACGAGAAGCAGCAAGAAAAUCAAGAACUGUUUAUCCGCUGCAUCGUUCAACACUUGGGUUUCCAGGGGAACCGACCAAUCACAGCAUGUAUCAUAUACAAAUGCCUACUGCAAUGGAGGUCAUUUGAAGUUGAAAGAACUAGUGUCUUUGAUCGCAUUAUUCAGACAAUAGGCCAUGCUAUUGAGACUCAAGAUAACAACAAUACAUUAGCCUAUUGGCUAUCCAAUGCUUCGACGCUCCUCUUACUCCUCCAGCGCACACUCAAAGCUAGUGGUGCAGCCGGAAUGGCUCCACAGCGUCGCCGUUCAUCUUCUGCCACUCUGUUUGGGAGGAUGACUCAGAGCUUCCGCGGGGCACCUCAAGGUGUAAAUCUUGCCUUGAUAAACGGUGCUGCGGGAGGUGGAGCGGAUACAUUCAGACAAGUCGAAGCGAAAUAUCCGGCUCUACUGUUUAAACAGCAGCUCACAGCUUAUGUUGAAAAGAUAUACGGAAUGAUUCGAGAUAACUUGAAGAAGGAGAUUUCUCCUCUUCUUGGAUUGUGCAUUCAGGCGCCAAGAACAUCGAGGGCGAGUUUAGUGAAAGGAGCAUCUCGUUCUGUAGCCAACACUGCAGCUCAACAAGCGCUAAUCGCUCACUGGCAAGGAAUUGUGAAGAGCCUUACCAAUUUCCUCAAUACUCUGAAAUCAAACAACGUUCCUGCAUUCUUGGUGCGUAAGGUGUUUACGCAGAUUUUCUCAUUCAUCAAUGUCCAACUGUUUAACAGCCUUUUAUUAAGACGCGAGUGUUGUUCAUUUAGCAAUGGCGAGUACGUCAAAGCUGGCUUGUCUGAAUUGGAACACUGGUGUUAUAAAGCAACAGAUGAGUAUGCGGGUUCUUCGUGGGAUGAGCUUAAGCAUAUCAGACAGGCCAUUGGGUUUCUGGUUAUACACCAAAAACCAAAGAAAACUCUCGAUGAGAUCAGUCAUGAUCUUUGCCCGGUACUGAGCAUACAACAACUAUACAGGAUUAGUACUAUGUAUUGGGACGACAAAUACGGCACACACAGUGUCUCUCCAGAUGUUAUAGCAAAUAUGAGGGUGCUAAUGACAGAAGAUUCGAACAAUGCUGUUAGCAACUCUUUCCUUUUGGAUGACGACUCAAGCAUUCCAUUCUCUGUUGAUGAUUUAUCAAAGUCGAUGGAGAGAUUUGAGAUUGCUGAUAUCGAACCGCCACCUUUAAUCAGGGAGAAUUCUGGAUUUAGCUUUCUAUUGCCUGUCUCUGAUUGA